CCCUUCAACAUCCGUGUGUUAGAGACUGAGAUCUGCAUCACUCGCACAAAAAAAUCUGAAACACCAGACGCCCAAAUUACACCUUGGAUUAUUUUGAGACUAAACUCAGAAGGAAGUAAAGAAAUGGGUCAAACGGAAUCAAAGGCUGUACAACCUGCAGCACCAACGUAUAACCCAGAAUUUGAAAAACCAUGGAGGAACUUUAAAUGGAAUCAGAAAUCAGAACUGAAAAAUCAUCUAGAAGAAUUCAGUCUGAGUAAUCCAGAUGUGAAGCACAUCAAGAUUCUGGUUGCUGGACCAAUAGGAGCAGGAAAGUCCAGCUUCAUCAACUCUGUCAAUAAUGUCUUUCAAGGACGGAUCACCUCUGACGCGCCAGCUAAUUCAUCUUCUGCCGAUAGUAGAAGUUUCACUACUACACUUAAAGGAUAUUUCAUCAGUCGUGGAAAAAUCCCGUUACUCUUUGUUGAUAUAAUGGGUUUAGAACCAAAUACAUUGACCGGGUCACAACCAGAGGACAUCAUCAAGGCUGUAUAUGGCCAUGUGAAGGACGGAUAUAAAUUUGAUGAGUCAAAGCCACUCUCUCAUGAGGAUGAACAGUAUGCCAGUGACCCCAGUCUCUCUGACCAGGCUUUCUGUCUGGUUUACGUCAUACCUGCUAAUACAGUCGACAUGACAGAUGACAAACUCAUUGACAAGUUGAAGAUCAUCCGUCACAGAAUCAGUGAAAAGGGGAUUCCUCAAGUGAUUGUUAUGACCAAAGUGGAUGAAGCAUGUCCACUGGUACACAAAGAUCUACAGAAGAUGUACUACAGCAAGAAGAUCAAACAAAAGAUGCAGAUAUGCCAUGACAAACUGGGUGUGCCGAUGUGCAACAUCUUCCCAGUGAAGAACUAUCAUGAUGAGAUCGACAUUGAUGAUAAUGUUGAUGUUCUGAUUCUGAAAGCUCUGGAUCAGAUCGUUCGGCUUGCUGAUGAUAGAUUGUUUAAUAGCAGUGAUACGGUGUAAAAUUGACUCUACAAGUCAUUUCUAUACACAAAUGUAUUGUAUAAUGCAUAGUAAGUCGCUUUGGAUAACAGCAUCUGCCAAAUGCCUACAUUUUUGCCUGAAAGUUUGUGACAUGUUGUUCUCUCACAACCUUGGGUACUUUUCCUCUGUUUAUUGGGCGUGAUCCAGCAGUUUUUGAUGACUUCAUAAGUAUUUAAAUUUUGCCCACUGAAUUUAAAUAUGUUUUGAAAAUAAGACAACAACGAGCGAACCACCUUUAGAUACGUAACUCGUUGCCUACGAAAUAAACGUGGCAGAUGAAAAGCAUUGGAUGACGAAAAUAGGAGAUAACGUGAAUUUACCUGAUUGGUUUUUGAGGAGUACUCCUCUUAGAAGUUUUGCUAUAACAGUAGGCUGAGGGCAGUGGAUUUUCAGAUGCUCUGGGGAACAUCUCACUUUGUUUGAUUCGAACAAAUAAAGUUAACUCUUUGACACCUGGACCUUCUCUGUCUGAGAGAUGUUUUGAACGGCGAAAUCAACUUUUGCCACAUAAGUUUCAUUUUUAAUAAUUUGUCAGUACAAGAUACGAUUCUAGACUUUAGGUCAACCUGUCCAUUUAAGAUCAAGUCUUAAAAGUGAUAUAAGAAAUGUUUGUGUUGUAUUGUUGGGCCAAUAGAUUUUUAUAUUGUGUUUGUUGUUCAAGCUGCCAGUUUUCUUUCUGCAUAAAAGAAGUCCUCCCCAAGUAAAGAAAGUAAAUUAACA
Triplophysa dalaica is the source of this 1746-nucleotide messenger RNA. RefSeq names its product interferon-induced protein 44-like. The record is from RefSeq and is a predicted model, not a curated record. NCBI's taxonomy places the organism in Eukaryota, Metazoa, Chordata, Actinopteri, Cypriniformes, Nemacheilidae. The coding region runs from base 124 to 1005 and encodes 293 amino acids. The transcript has 8 exons.